This is a messenger RNA of Tympanuchus pallidicinctus (lesser prairie-chicken), 4846 nucleotides long. RefSeq names its product cyclin D3 (gene CCND3). Bases 2511 to 3206 code for a protein of 231 amino acids. Gene Ontology annotation, biological process: positive regulation of G1/S transition of mitotic cell cycle; mitotic cell cycle phase transition; regulation of cyclin-dependent protein serine/threonine kinase activity. The record is from RefSeq and is a predicted model, not a curated record. Gene Ontology annotation, cellular component: nucleus; cytoplasm; cyclin-dependent protein kinase holoenzyme complex. The transcript is spliced from 5 exons. Gene Ontology annotation, molecular function: cyclin-dependent protein serine/threonine kinase regulator activity. Lineage: Eukaryota; Metazoa; Chordata; Aves; Galliformes; Phasianidae.
GGUUUCUGAAAUGUCUGAUUUAGGAGCAAAACUGAGCAUUCACCUGGGGCUGCUCAGUGUGCCAUGAGCCUGAGUCAAUGACAAUGGAGCUUAAUUUUAGAAUUUGUUAGGAAAAGGGAACCGGGGCAGAAAACAGCUGCUGAAAUGACAGUUGAAGACCGACUUGUUUUAAUACUUUUUGUAGAAAGUCAGGUGGAGCUGCAUUUAAUGGUUAGCUGUGGCAAUCUGUCCUGACUCCACUGGGGUCAGAUCUGGCCCAGCUGCUCUGAAAUGGAGACGCCCCAAAGCCAUGACUGCAUCUGGAAAUCUUCUGCUAACGGAUUUGCCAAAAGGGACUCGUUGGUGAAGUUCUCGUGUACGACUGCAUCUCUCUGUUCCUGCUCGCGCCUCUUUGCUGUCGCCAGGAAUGGGUGCAUGUGGGUGUAGAAGCGAUGGAUGUAACAAACUCAGCACUUUUAUUUCCAUUUAAACGGAGGACUGGUCCGAAUUACAGCAAAAGCUGCUCUCAUAUGGGGAGUUAAACUGGCAGGAAGGUUGUAUUUUGACCUUAGGAACACGGAGCUUUGUUCAGUAGGCUCGCGUAUAUCAGAGCCGGCCGUAUCAGAGCGCUGCGGACAGUCGGUAUUCAGAUGAUAUCACUCUGAACUAAUUAGUUGUACUCAAAAGUCUGACCAAGUCAGAGGAAAGGGAAUGCAGUGGUUGCCAGUAAUGGGAAAGCUAUUAGGAAACACAUCCCCUGGGUUAAAUCCUGCAGCGCUACAUUUUCCCAACUGCACUUCGGUUCAGUGAAAGCUUUUUUCUUUUUCUUUUUUUACUCCCUGAAUUUUAAGAAUGAAUGAGAUAUAAGAGAGAGAGCUGCUAUGGGGAGGAGCAGCUGUCUCACGUCGAAGCAUGGGAGCAGGACUGGGAAAUGCUCAGCUCCCCUGCAUGGAGAGCCAGGGAACGGCUGCAGGAGCAGGAUGCUGUGCCCCAGAGUGCUGUCCUGCGAACACAGCCUGUCUUCGUGGGCACUGCUAGGGAAAACUGGAUGUGAAAUACAACAGAUUGAGGGGCUUUGAAAUCCUUAAAGCAGAAAGGGUGAAAUACUGCCUGCGCUCUUCCCCUCUCAUGCACAAAAUGGUAUCUGCUUUUCAUUUUAUUCAUUUCAUUAUUUGGGGGAUUUCCUAUAGCAAAUCAUAUGGUUAUUUGUUCAUUGGAUUUGGUUUGAUAUAUGUUGAGCAGUUUCGUGUUGAUGUCACUGCUGACACUGUAGUUGCAGUAUGACCAAGGACGAGGAUGGCUUAGAUCUUGGCAGAUCAAAACUGGAUGGGAGGCAGCUCUAAAUGCAUCAGAAAGCAGUGUGGAAAAAAUACAGCUUCAUUGAGAGCCUUUGGAACUACAUCCUCCACCGAUACUGAGUGAUGUAGCUGGAAAUUCCUGCAGAGAAGAGCUUUCAGAAAUGCCCCUUCUCAAUGGCCAUCCCAGCCAUGCCCACCAGAAUCAGCCCUGUAUUCGCAUCGCCCCUUUAAAAGCCCCAGCUGCUGGUCAGUCUUCGCAAUUCAUCCGAAGCAUACCAAGAAAAUGAGCCUGCUCUGUGAUUCAGCAAAGAACAACACUGCUGGUUGGAGGUCCUGGAAGUCUGGAGGCUAUCUGUUUUUUAAUUUUUACUCUGAAGGAAUUUCCUUUUUUAAUGCUGCUGUGCUGUCUGUUGCCAGGGCCAGGAAGCUGACUAUCUACGGGCAGCAGUGACCAAAAUUUGGCUUUCCUGGAAUUUUCUCUUUCCCCUCUGCACACCCACACAAUAGGCUUCUGGGGACGCCCUCAGCCUGUAAUUUGCCUUCCUAGCCUGAUAAUGUGGCUUGCAGAGGCACUGGUUUUGCCAAGUCAUCAUCUGGAAGGAAACUUUCUUAUGCAACUGGCUUCGUUCUCCCCCUGUGCCCCGUGGGCCACAGUUGCCACCAAGCCCAGCUCCGGCCAGAGGGGCUGCCCUGCAGACACCAGGGAAUAUGGGAGCAAGACCAUGAAGUCUGGAAAAGGGCCCGGAACUUUCAAUUUCAAAAGACACAGCCCAGAAACCAGAAGGACCAAGAACCCAGUGCUGUGGUUUCCCUUUGCCUGACUAGAGAAAAUAGCUGCUAUUUUUACUAAAAAUGUGGGACGUGGGGCCCUUCUCUUCCCCUGCACAAAUGGGGGCCGCUCACAAUGAGGGAACGGGGGAGUGGAGCUGGGGGUCGUCCCAGGUGAAAACCAGCAGGCUGCCCAACACAGACCUCUCCCGUGGAUUCUUCAAAUAUUUCUUGCCCACACCACGGGAAGAUUUAUUUGUAGGGUGAAAGGAAAAUGAACUGGAAGAGGGAUUUGGGAAUCUCACCUCACCUACAGAAAUCCCUCUUUUUCUUUUCAGGGAAGGGGUGGAAUUGAUCGGAUUCAUUCUGCUGUCACCCUUUCUUUUCUCCAGCUCUGCAUCACUGCUGUGUGGUAUUCUGAGGGCAUUCAUCACAGCAAAUUGAUACGGUGGCAUCAGUCAGCAAAUGAAAGCCGUCUGUGUGUGCGAGGAGCAGAAAUGUGAAGAGGAGGUGUUCCCUUUGGCCAUGAAUUACGUGGAUCGCUACCUGUCGUCCGUCCCCGUGCGGAAGAAUCACUUGCAGCUUCUGGGGGCAGUCUGCAUGCUGCUGGCUUCCAAGCUGCGGGAAACCAUGCCCCUUACUGUGGAGAAGCUCUGCAUCUACACAGACAACUCCAUCACGCCUCAGCAGCUCCUGGAUUGGGAGAUUCUGGUCUUGGAGAAGUUAAAGUGGGACCUUGUCUCAGUGAUAGCAAACGAUUUCUUGGCUCACAUCCUCCAUCACCUCCCGCUUCCUAAGGACAAGAUGGAGCUGGUGAAGAAGCACGCACAGACCUUCGUUGCCUUGUGUGCCACAGACUACACUUUUGCCAUGUACCCCCCCUCCAUGAUUGCGACGGGCAGCAUCAGUGCAGCAGUGCACGGCCUGAGCAUCUCUGUGAAUGGCUUUGGUGGGGAGGCAGUCACCGAGCUGCUGGCCGGCAUCACUGGCACAGAGGUGGACUGCCUGAAGGCUUGUCAGGAGCAGAUUGAGGCAGCCCUAGCCGAGAGCCUGAAGCAGGCAUCCCAAAGCCAACAGGAAUACAGCACUGCCAAGACUGCUGCUUACCCGGCCAGCCAGCCCACCAGCACCCCCACAGAUGUCACGGACAUCAACCUGUGACCGGCUGCCCCUGCCCGAGAGCUGCCCAUCCCACGACAGCAGGACCCGACCCAGGCACCCAGAGUUUGCGGCGUCCCCCCGGUCCAUCCGAGAGCCCCUCCACCUGAAGCCUGCUGUGGGGAUUCGCUCUUCCUGCUGGCUGUGUGAGGGCAGCUCCGUGCUCAUCCUUCUCCCCACCUCCAGCGCCAAGGGGGUGGCAGGGGGAAGGCGCCGGGGUCUCUGGUGACUCUGUGGUGCUCACUGCUGCUUGAACUCUGCUCGCUGGCUGCUGGGGGUGGUGGGGGCGAGGUGGCCCUUCCGGGGGGGCUGGGUUGCAGAAGAGCUGAGGAGGGGAACAGAAUCCAAAAGGAAAUGGUAAAACGUUUCUGUUUGCUUUCCUUGUCCCCUGGCUGGCAGACUGCUGUGCUCAGGUGUGUUUACUGCAAUGACUUCCAGCCCUGCAUGGGCCACCAACCGUGCACAGCCAGCUCUCAGUUGGCUUAAGUGACCAAAAUGUCCGUCAUCCCCUUGCUGAGCACUGUGCUCAUGGGUCCCUGGGUCUGGGCUGCUGUGUGUGGAUAGCUGUGGCUCCGGGGCGGUGUGGCUGCUUCUGCUUGGAGGGAUGUGUGUGCCUUGUUUCUUGUUGCCAUUAGGUCUGGGAUUUGCGGGUUCUUGGCUUUGCUUGGGAGAAGCGCUCCCUUUUUUGCAUGGACGCAGAGAAGUCCUCAUCCUGGGACUCCUGGGGAGAGCAGUGGGUGCAGCGCGAUGCUGCAGCGCAAACCCGUGCAAAGUGCCUUGGCUUUCUGCUGCCCCACCGAGGCUGCUUAAUUUAUUGUUAAGUGCUAUGGAAAGGGGGGGGGAGGAAGGCUGCUGCUCCAUGCGGUGGGGCCUGGAUGCCGGUCUUUUCUCCUUCCUAAAGUGCCUUUAUCCUUUGUCCCCUUCCUUUGCUCCCUGGGCAGUGGGAGGCUCUCACUUGAAAGCUGUUUGGCUGUAGGUAGCUCAGAAGUCAGGCUAGAUUUAAAGAAAAAAAAAUAUCACUUAAUGUGCUGCUAUAGUCUGAAAUGCAUUUUCACUCCUCCAAGCCAGGGAUCUCAGAUCGUGUCCGGGGGGCUGUUCUGCAUCAAUACCCGUAUGGCUCUGAGCUGUGUCCUCACAGGGUAGAAAACUCACUGCGCACUUGAGUUGAACAGAGAUUGCAUUUUGUUGUUGUUCUUGUUGAUCCUGUCUGUUAGUUUUACAAAAAAAAAAAAAAGUGUUGUUUUUUUUAAAGAGAAAAAACCAUUAUAUAAUGCUGCUUUUCUAAGAGAGAAUCAAUAAAUUGUAGACUUGUAUUAACCAGGAAUAGCCAGAGAGCCGCUGCGGGGCGGGAGGCAGUGCUGCUGGGGCUGCCCUCUGGACGCAGAGCUGCGGCUGCUGUCCUGGGGGGAAAUCUGCUCUGGGUGCCACCAGAAACAAAUUUUAUCAGGUGGAAAAAGCUGGGGCUGCUGUUCUCCCACCACCGAUGUGUCACGAGGAGCGUCUGUACAAACAAAUUUUUAUAUAUAUGUAUGUAUGAGUGAGUUUUAAUUUAAGAGUAAUCUGUUUUGGUGUUCACAUGCAAGAGUCCUGCUGCUGGGAGAGUCAAGUACCGUAUAAUGUUGCAAUAAAGUACUUUAAAUGAG